AUGGUUCAAGACGACGCCACCUUCAGCGCUCCAGGCGGAGAACCGACCCCAACGCCCGAAGCCGCGCCACCCAUCGCCGCAGAUUUUAUGAGCUCUAUCAUGGCUCGACUUGCUCGUCAAGAUGAAGUCCAAAAGAUGACCAACGACCAAUUAGCUGCUUUGGUCACGGCCCUCACACCUCCCGACGGCCAAACAAGCCGUCCUCAGCAGAUACGCCGUCGCCUCUUUAACCCCAACCCAACGGCGACCGGAGUCGACCAAAUCUCAGACGACUCGGAGCCUAAUGAAACCCUUCUCGCCGACCACCCCCCAGUAGGUUCUGAUCUGGCGACCAUACGCGAGCUCGCUGAGCUCAAACUCAGCUUCCAACAAAUGAGCGAGAAGAUCCAUCAAGUAACCAGCGCGGCCCCGCAAAUCGAGAGCGUCCUCGCCGCAACAUCACGCACUCCUUUUACUAGCGCUCUGACCAGUGUGCAACUCGGAAAGAUAGAGAAGCUGCGCUUACCCGAGUACAAACCCGGCGGAGACCCAGUGGAACACAUGACGGCUUUCAACAUCGCGAUGGCACGGGCUCGACUCCCCGACGAAGAAAGGGACGCAGUCUACUGCCAACUGUUCGUCGAAACUCUCCACGAGCAAGCCCUAACCUGGUUUUCUCAGUUAGAAGAAAACUCCAUCGGAAGCUUCUGCGACUUGUCAGCAGCUUUUCUCAAGACUUACAUUAUGUUCACCAAGCACUGUAUCGCCAUCGACGCCCUGCGAAACACGUUGUGGGUUCGUUCUAUAUUCCGAGAGGAUUUAAACCAAAACCCAACUACGUCGCUCCUGGACGCUAUCGCGCGAUCUGACAAUUUCAUCCGAAUGGAAGAAGAUACUAACGCCAUUCUCAGCAAAAUGAACGCACCCAAAGCGCCAGCGGCUAAAAAUGCCAACACGCGACAAGAACCACGCCAGCAUGCUCCAAUCGACAAAAACGGCCGCAAAGACGGAUACAUGGAGCUCGACUCGUCCGACAAACCAGUCGACGCCGUUUGCUCGACCCAGACUACAACAACAACAGGUUCAGCGGAAGGACCUUCCAGAACCGUCGAUCUCACCAAACACUGCAAGUAUCACGAUGCCAAAGGGCACGAUACGACAGAGUGCAAGUCACUCUAUGCGCAAUACCUCUCAUCCUUAGCAAGUGGCGACUUCAAGUUCGAACCACUAAAGGCAAAGCCGAAGAACAGCAAGAGCUGGAGCAAGAAUAAAGAAAGGAGAGCCCAGCGCAAAGCUACAGGCAAAAGUCGACAUAGCGAAACUCAACAACGAGAUGACGAGGAGGAUGCCCCGAAGAGUAAUGGCGAGGCAGACUCCUCGGCUGACGAAGAGCAACCAGCUAACCGCAGACGCAUCGAGGUCAUACUUUCCCAGCAAAACUUGUCGUCGGACGAUGAGAACGAUGACACACCUGUACUCGAAGAUUUGAGAGAUGUUUUGAAAUGA
Molecule: messenger RNA, 1485 nt
Organism: Brassica oleracea var. oleracea
Lineage: Eukaryota; Viridiplantae; Streptophyta; Magnoliopsida; Brassicales; Brassicaceae
Exons: 3
Coding region: 1-1485 (494 amino acids)
Source: RefSeq, a predicted model, not a curated record